UUUCGGAUCUGUCACACCGCGCGCACAGCACCGGGCUCUCGGGUUGUUAUACUUUUUCCGCACAAGGUGUCGUUCUUUUUUUUUUUUUUUUUAUCUAAUAUGACACAUUGCUUGACGAUAAUACGAUAAUUGCAAAAUUGUUCCGGGACGUAUUCGAGAAUGUUCUCUUAACGCCGACAUAGUGUGGGAGAAUCUCUCUUGUUAAAGUUUUUAAUUAACGUCCAAAUUAGAGAUUUAAUGAAGACACAACGGACCCGCUAUAUUCUCUGACAUAACAUCUGUGCGUGGUUGAAUAAAUGUAGAAAAACUUUAGAAGAGUAUUUCAUACCGUCAUGUUGUGCUAAAUUUAUCAUUAUUUUGCGUUCUAUAUGGUUUCUAUGAAAAAUCAUGGUGUAGACACAAAGAGUUAUUAAGGCAAUAAAAUGCCUGCCAUAAUAUUUAAUAAUGGGACAGCACUUUGCUAGUCUCAGAGAGUUCUUUAGGAUGGAUGGUGAACGACAGCCUACUGAGGUAUGCGCCAACGCGCUCGGCCGGCCAUUGUCUUUGGAAAUGGUUAACAAUGAUGUCAUCGAGAGCCUGCCCGAUAACGAGACUAACGGCAACGUACCUGUAAUGAACUCUAAUAUACUGCCGAACAGACCGGAAUGUAAAUCCGAGGGAAAUUUGGACAACGAUCGUUUAAACUUAAAUUUAGACAACCACAAUUCUAGAUUCGAAUCUUUGUAUAGUCAACCUGUUGAUGUUCAUGACACCAAGCAAGUUUGUAACAAUGGUAACGUUACCAACGAGCUGUCGUUUCAACAGCAGCAGGAAGCGUGCUGUAGUAGUUCCGGUAGUAACAGUAGCAGCAGUUCUGAAGAUAGUCCUGUGAAUCCACCGUUAAGAAGAUCCUCCAAAACUUUAUCAUUUGGAAAGAGGAAAAAUAAACAGCGCAACAAGGAUCAAAGUCCAGUGUGUAAUCAUGUUUUGUCGUCAAAAAAGAAACGUAGCAACUGGGUGUUGAAAUUUAAUUGCGCCAAGAGCAAAAGCUCAAAAAAUACAGACAUUAUUCCCGGCCAAGGGAAUAGCAAUUCAGACUGCAUAUGCACCGGCUAUAGAAGGACCGAGGAACAUCCUAUGGGUGCGGGAAUUGUAUUUAGUCGAUCCGCUCCACAGAGUCCUGUUCUUGGACCUUUGCCACCUAGCCCCGUAAUUGAUUUAUCGAGAUUUAAUCCAGAGGAAUUUCCUAUGGAAGAUUGCGACGAACGCGCGCGAAUACAACGCGCUCGGGAGAUGGAAGAAGGCGUUGAACCACCGCCCGGUUAUAGGCCUAAUUAUCCUACAGGAAUACAAGUUCAUCCAAAUGGAAUUACAGUAGACAGUUUAGCGGCAUUGUUUCAGACACAUGCCGGUAUUCAAGCUGCUGCUCUCACAGCCUUAUCUCAGAUCGACUUUACCUUAAUUCCAAAUAUCGAGAGACCUGCUCAUACGCAGGUUGAUUACGUCCAUUGUCUCGUGCCGGACCUAAGGUCAAUCACAGCCUGCUCCUUUUACUGGGGUAAGAUGGACCGCUACGAAGCGGAACGUUUGUUGGACGGCAAACAGGAAGGUACCUUCUUGCUGCGUGACUCGGCGCAGGAGGAGUUUUUGUUUUCCGUAAGCUUUCGCAAGUACGGACGUUCGUUGCACGCACGGAUCGAGCAGUGGAAUCACAAAUUCAGCUUCGAUUCGCACGAUCCUGGAGUUUAUGCUUCCGACACUGUAUGUGGUUUAAUUGAACAUUAUAAGGAUCCUUCGUGUUGUAUGUUUUUCGAACCGAUGCUCACAAUCCCGUUGCAUCGGAACUUCACGUUCCCGUUGCAGCAUUUGUGCAGAGCGGUUAUAACCACGCGAACAACAUACGAUGGCAUAAACAAGCUGCAGUUGCCAAAGACACUUAAGAGUUAUCUCAAGGAAUAUCAUUAUAAGCAGAGAGUUCGGGUCAGACGGUUGGACACGGAAAGUGAUCCACAGACGGACUGCAGAUCCAUAUCAUGCUUACCGAUAUGAGAGUCUUUGUAUUAAUAUUCAUUAGAGUUUUUAUUAUACGUUGCAUAUAAUUACGUUUUUUCUUUGAGUCACAUUUUAUGCAGUUUGCGUCGCCCGUGUCAAACCCGAGCGAUAUGCGCACACAUUUGUAUUACCAGGAAAACACUACCAUGACUUCGACACACACAGUUACAUAGGACAGCAUUGCAAUAUUAGCAAUAAAAAACAUUGUAUUGAUUAUAAGCGAUAAUAGAAUUUUGGGGGAAAAAUGGCUUAGCUGUUUAAUUAAAAAAAACACAAAAAAAACAAAAAAAAAAUAAAAUAAAAUAAAAUAAAAAAAAAAAGAAAGAAAACCAAGGUGAGACUAGUGCAAAAAAAAAAAAACUGUCGAAUAAAACAGAUACUCAUGGUUCAUCGCGAAAAGACCAAUAAUCCCAUAUGUGUAAAUAUAUCAGAACAGCAGUGCUUUAUAACAUACACGCACGGUGCAUUGCGAAAAAAUCGUUCAAUGUAUUACGCAUACUUCACAAUUAUUAAGUAUUCUAUAUUUCUUAUUAUUACUGCUAUACGAAUCAUUUUUUUUUUUUUCUAUUUUAUUUUUAACUACGUUAUAUCCUUGGUUUUAACACACACAGUUACUUUCAGUAUCUAUAAUUUAAUGUAACGGGAACAGUUUUUUUUUUUUUUUUUUUUAUAAUAUAUAUAUUUUAAUAAUUUUUAUAAAGAAAACAAGAUACCAAAAUGGUUGCCUAAUGAAGAUGGCAAUUUAGUGUUUAUUAUUAUUGUAAAACUGCGAAAUAACGCUAAAAAAUUUAAAACCUUUAUACGUAAACUAAAGUUACAACAAAAACAACAUUAUUGCAAGAUCUGGAUCGUAUUCCUAUUGUGCCUAUUUAUAAUGUUAAAUAUAUUAGGUAAAAAGCUGUGUCUGUGUUGAUGUUCAUCAUUGCCAGAUGAGAAAUUGUAUUAUUUAUGUACAUUAUUUAAAUUUCGAAACAAUGGGAAAGAUAUCAAAUGUAAUAAGAAUUUAGAAUAACGAUAAAAAAAAAAAAAAAAAAAAAAAUCA
Pseudomyrmex gracilis is the source of this 3073-nucleotide messenger RNA. RefSeq lists its product as uncharacterized. Gene Ontology annotation, cellular component: phosphatidylinositol 3-kinase complex. The coding region runs from base 445 to 2028 and encodes 527 amino acids. Gene Ontology annotation, biological process: intracellular signal transduction; phosphatidylinositol phosphate biosynthetic process. Gene Ontology annotation, molecular function: 1-phosphatidylinositol-3-kinase regulator activity. NCBI's taxonomy places the organism in Eukaryota, Metazoa, Arthropoda, Insecta, Hymenoptera, Formicidae. The transcript is spliced from 6 exons. The record is from RefSeq and is a predicted model, not a curated record.